This is a messenger RNA of Trichoderma virens Gv29-8, 441 nucleotides long. RefSeq lists its product as uncharacterized. The record is from RefSeq and is a predicted model, not a curated record. The transcript has a single exon. The annotation marks the transcript as partial. Lineage: Eukaryota; Fungi; Ascomycota; Sordariomycetes; Hypocreales; Hypocreaceae.
UCGCUUGACCGAACUCUACUCCAUUCUCCUACAAUUGCCGGAGGCUGGCAUUCAUUUUUUGGUGCCAUCUGUUCAGGAUCGGUCUUACGCGCUGAUCUGCUAGAGCUUGCAAUCUGCCGUGUUGCCCUGCUUAACCGAGCUUGGUACCAAUAUGACGGCCACAUAGCGAUGCUACACCGUUGUGAAGGAUUUGGCUCGGCAAAAAUGAGCGUGUUGGAAACGCUGCAGCCGUCGGACAGAGGACUCCUAAGUCUCGAUCAAUGGGCUGUCCUUAGAUAUGCCGAUGCCAUAACAAGAAAUAUUGCAAUAGAAGAUGAAAUAUUCGCGGAACUGCAAAACUCAGGCCUCAGCAGCAGAGAAAUUGUGGAACUCACGGUAGCUGUGGCGGCAUACAAUGGUGUGAGCAGAUUUCUGUUUGCAUUAGAUGUAGGGGAGAGAAAU